Didymosphaeria variabile is the source of this 1419-nucleotide messenger RNA. It is a transcript of the gene RMS1, whose product is annotated as Ribosomal lysine N-methyltransferase 4. Gene Ontology annotation, biological process: peptidyl-lysine monomethylation. Lineage: Eukaryota; Fungi; Ascomycota; Dothideomycetes; Pleosporales; Didymosphaeriaceae. Gene Ontology annotation, molecular function: protein-lysine N-methyltransferase activity; protein binding. The record is from RefSeq and is a predicted model, not a curated record. The coding region runs from base 1 to 1419 and encodes 472 amino acids. Gene Ontology annotation, cellular component: nucleus. The transcript has 2 exons.
AUGGACCCCUUCAAUGAGGCCAGCCAUGUCUUCCUGGACUGGCUCAAACGCUCUGGAGCGGAGAUCAGCCCCAAAAUCGAGCUGAAAGAUUUGCGUAACAUGCAAGCCGGCCGUGGCGUCGUUGCGAUACAAAACAUCGACGAAGAUGAAGUCCUUUUCCGAAUCCCCCGCUCCGCAAUCCUUUCAGUCGAGAACUCGAUCCUCUCCAAUGAGAUCCCCAAAGCCACCUUCGACGCCCUCGGCCCUUGGCUCUCCCUCAUCCUCGUCAUGCUCUACGAGUACUUCAACAAGGAUGCCUCAAACUGGGCCCCCUACUUCCGCGUCCUGCCUAACGAGUUCAACACCCUGAUGUUCUGGUCCGAAGACGAACUCGCAGAGCUCCAAGCAUCCGCUGUGGUGCAUAAGAUCGGGCGCCAGAGCGCAGACGAGAAUUUCAAGAACGAGCUACUUCCGGUCGUUAAAGAGUUUGCUCAGUUGGUAUUUGCUGGAGAUGAGAGGGCACAGGAGCGCGCGGCCGAGAUGGAGAGCGAAGAGGGGAUGCUCCUCAUGCACAAAAUGGGUAGUCUCAUUAUGGCAUAUGCGUUCGACGUUGAGCCGGCGCAAUCGCAGAAGGAGGUCGAUGAGGAGGGGUAUGCGAGCGAGGACGAGGAUGAAGCGCUGCCCAAGGGCAUGGUGCCUAUGGCGGACAUGCUUAAUGCAGACGCAGACAGGAACAACGCGAGGCUAUUCUACGAAGAACAGUCGUUGUCCAUGAAAGCUCUCAAGGCCAUUCAGACUGGGGAAGAAAUCUUCAACGACUACGGACCGCUGCCGAGAUCAGAUCUACUCCGUCGAUAUGGUUACGUCACAGAUAAUUAUGCGCAGUACGAUGUCGUGGAAAUCCCAUUCGACUUGGUUGCUCAGACCGCUUCUGCUGCCAACGUUUACUCUGAAGCUCGGUUCGAGUACCUAGCCGAGAACGACCUCAUCGAAACCGGCUAUGAUAUCUGUGCCAGCGAGCCAUUCACUGUUCAAGAAAGUGUAUCACCCGAGCUUAUUGUCGUAGUUGAAACCCUCCUGCUAGACAACGAAGCCUUCGAGCAUCUCAAGCGUAAAGGCAAAUUACCAAAGCCGGAAAGGAGCACCACUCAAGGCGCAGAGUUCUUGCAUAGAUUGGUGCAGGUCAGGUUGCAGCAAUAUACCACUACUCUGGAUGAGGACAACCUUACGGCGACCCAGAUAUCGCUUAAGGGCGAGGCCACUUCGAAAGAGCGGCGAUAUGCUAUCGCGAAGCAAGUUCGUAUUGGUGAGAAGAAGAUCCUGAAGCAGGCUGAAGAGGCUUUGGAGCAAGUGGGGAGAGAUCUGGUCAACGCCAAUGGUUCCGUGAAGAGGCCGGCAGAGGAAGAAGAGGUGGGAAGAGGCAAGAAGCGCGCGAGAUGA